CGUCAUCGGGACCGGUGCAUUUGCAGUGGAUUUUGGGGGAUGCAGAGGAAGCAUGCACUUGCAGAAAAACACCGGACAGCCUUUUGUCUUCAAAUGAUCUGGUUCGGUUUAAUAUCUGCAAAUAAUAAAACACAUUAAAAAAACACACAGCAGCAGGUUUAAUAGGCGGGACUUCCUUCCGGCUGUUUAUCUCAGUGUGCGCAGCAGCCUUCAGCAGCAAAGCGAGCCAGUGCAGGAUCAGAUAACGAGGUUGUCCCAUCACACACCACACUAUGCUGGGCUGCUUGUUGCGAGGAGGCUGCAGUCCUCUGGUCUGCCUGUGGGCCCUGCUGUUGCUACCUCUGGUCUCCCUCCAUCGCUUGAACCAACACGGGCGCCGGAGCCACGGCGUGAGGGAGCGGCCCAAGCUGCUGCUCUUGUCCUUCGACGGCUUCCGAUGGGAUUACAUCGACCGGGUCCCGACGCCCAACUUCCGCGAACUCAUCGAUAACGGUGUGAUGGUGGAGCACGUGGAGAACGCUUACAUCACCAAAACCUUCCCCAACCACUACAGCUUGGUGACGGGGCUGUACGCCGAGACGCACGGCAUCGUGGCCAACGAAAUGUACGACCCCGUUCUGAACCGCUCUUUCUCUAUGGAGACGAACAGUAUUUACGAGUCCCGAUGGUGGGAGGAGGCGGUGCCUCUCUGGGUGACCAUCCAGAAAGCUGGAGGGCGGAGCGGGGCUGCAAUGUGGCCGGGGUCUGACGUAAAGAUCCACGGCAUGUUCCCCAAUCAGUACCUCCCGUAUAAUGCCUCAGUCUCCUUUGAAACCAGAGUGAAGUCGAUUAUUGAAUGGUUCACUCUGCCCAAAGAAGCAGCGGUGGAUUUUGGAGUUCUGUACUGGGAGGAGCCGGAUGAGAGCGGGCACGCUCUGGGACCUGAGAACCCAGAAAUGGACAAGGUCAUCGCCACGAUCGAUGAGAUGCUCGGCUUACUCAUGAAUGAGCUAAAGAAGGCGGGGCUGUACGAGAAAGUGAACCUGAUAGUGACCAGUGACCACGGGAUGACGCAGCUUUUCCCUGAUAAGAUCAUAGAGCUGGACGAGUAUGUGAGCAGAGACCUGUACACCUGGGUGGACAAGAGUCCAGUGGUGGCAAUACUGCCUAAAGAAGGGAAGCUCGACGAGGUGCACAGUAAACUGGCGAAGGCAAACCCGAACAUGGUGGUGUACAAGAAGGAAGAGAUUCCCGAGCACUUCCACUAUCGACACAACAUCAGGAUCAUGCCCAUUAUCAUAGAGUCCAAGGAGGGCUGGACCAUCAUGCAGAACAGGACCUCCGGGCCCUUCAUGCUUGGAAACCAUGGCUAUAACAACACCUUACGCAGCAUGCAGCCUGUGUUCGUGGCCCAGGGGCCGGCUUUUCGGCAGAAUUACAUCAAGACCUCCAUGCGCUCCGUUGACCUUUACCCUCUAAUGUGCCACAUCCUGUCCAUCCGCCCCCUGCCAAACAACGGCUCCCUCUUAAACGUUCAGGACCUGCUGUCCCAUGAGCCGAUUACACCCAUAUCCACCGUCCCUCCCAGGGUCAACGGGUACUCCUACGCCCCCGUCGUGGGUUCUUUCCUCGGCGUGGUGAUGGUGCUGGGCUUUCUGGUGGUCUACAUCAAACAAGUGACGCUCAAACAGCUGCCCUCAUUAAAACACAGAAGCAGGGAGAUGUCGCAGCCUUUACUGCAAGAGGACUUGCACCUGUAGCUGAAGAAACAAAGGAUGGCGGACGUAAAAAGAAGAGGAGGUAUUUCUCCCCAAGGUAGUCCGCUCUGUCCAGAAGCAUCCCCUAACGCCUCCCUUAUACGCCUAAAUGCCACUGUGCUGCUCUUUUUAAUAGUUGUAGAUCAAGGGAAUCUAAUCAUGUAUAGAGGUACGUCUCGCUUGCUUGAGUGUAAGGGAAAUGUCCGGGGUUUGCUUCUGGUGCAGGCUAGAUAAUAAACCUUUACAUGGGCUUUAUAGUGGCUUUGCUUUGAUUGUGAAUUUUACCCAAUAUCAUCGUCAUUUUCAUUGUUGCUUAAUACGUAAAAAUUCAAAGCGAAGAGUGGAAUUUUAGCCUGUGAUUCUGGCAAGUAUGAACCUUUGUUGGCCAAAACCGUGACUUGGAUGACAUGAAGGUGUCAGUAUGCUCGAAAUGAACUUGUUUGUCUGUAGGUAAAAGUAUUUAUAGCUGAACAGCCACAGCGGAAGGCGGGGUGAAAAGCCAGCCAGCAAAGACAGGGUCAAGAAGCAUAACUGCACAUACUUUAAGACAAUCUUUCCUUGAUGGCAUUCAUAGUGUUGCACUCAUUUGCACAUAGGAAAACAGAAGUAACAAAGUGCGAAUGAUAAAAGAUAGCUUGAGAGAGAAGUUCAAAGUUUGACUUUCCAUAAUUGUCAGACACAGCCAGGUAAGGUGUGGAGGGAGGGGGGUUUCAGAUGCUAUCAUAGACUGUAUAUAAAGAUGGAUGACAUGACAGCUCCCAAAAAGUGAAGCCAAAACAUCUCGACAACAGACUCUGACUCCAAAUGAUGUCAAAAUCUCAAGAUAGCAGCUGCGGUAUCCGGGAUAUUUUGGCUUCAAUUUUGUACAAUGGAGGAAGUGGAGACUUUUCGUCCAUCUAUAUAUACAGUCUAUGGAUGCUAUUCAAUGAUCCAAAAAGCUCUUUGUUUGAAGCAUACUGACACCUUUUACUCCCUGACAGUAACAGUGGUAUGGAUGCCAGUAGAUUUGGUAUAUUUGGCAUUUUCAAAUCUAUCCUAAACAGAUUUGUAUGUCAUAAGGUAUAGAAGGAACGAGGCCAUGUCAGGUUUUUGCCACCAAUUUUUCUACUUGUGGCACUGAAUUAGAAGUUACAUGAAAUAUAAAUGCUGUGAUUAAUCAGAAAAGUAUUUCAAACUCAACAGGAGAUUGGCUUGGGUCAGUGUUAUUUUCCAAAUGUUACUAGGAAGCAGAUGUUCCAUUAAAGACUCGCUCAGCGUGCCAGGCUACUGCUCGUACGUGUAGGUCAUCCCAUGAGCCGAUCACAUCACGACCUUGCUCUUUAGUAGUCAGUUACCAUUUGCCUUUUAACUUACCGGAGAACAUCUCUCCAAGGUGUGCAGUCGUUUGUGUGUCUGUUUUUUUUUUGUAGAGUUUGUGUUCGGAGGGCAUUUUUCUGUAUAGAUGACCAUGUACCACCCUCCCGUUCAUACGUCAUAACCACGGCCAUUUGUUGGUGAAAUGUGAAGUGCAAUUGCUAUUGGUCAGUAUUUCGUCAAAGGGAUUUCAAGGGUUUUUGUUGUUGCUUGGUUGAGAAGACUAUUUCGGCAUGACUUGCAAGAACUGUUCCCAUGAUUUGCACUACUGGAUAUAAAUGAAACAGAACGAAGGGGCAGUAGUUGGAUGCUUUUUAGGUCAUGUAUAAUUUGCACUUCUUGUUCGUAGUUGCUAUUUGAAAUGAUAAAAAAAAAAGUUAGGUGCCUCUUGCCAAAAAGCUUUUUAAUUAGCACAAUAAAUAGAAAGUCAAGUAGAAUCCAAAUCUGCAAAUAAAUUAUUCUUCUAAUAUUUUUUCAGCAUCUUUUAAGAAACAAUUGGUUUUUCUCCUUAUGCUUUUAGAUGCAUUGACUAACACUUGUGCCCAACAAUAUGACAGAUAUCACUGUGAUAUAUAGUUUUUACAAAUUUAAAAUUUGAAAAUAUUUAUAUGGAAAUUGUUAAUUUUCUGAUAACAGUCUUGUUUUAUGAAAGAGAAGUGUUGUCUGAAAAUUUUCCCCUGACUUGUUGAAAGAGAAAUUAAAUAUAUCCAUAAUAUAUUUAAAUAAUAUUAAUUUUAAAAUUUUAGAAAAUAACAAAUGUAGAUCAGGUUUAUCUCAGUUGAAUAUUAACUUGGAUUUGAAAUAUGGAUAUUUAAUAUGAUUUACAAAUUAACUACCUUUGCCAUGUUGAUGCAAUUAAAGAGUCUUCUGAAAUUAAAAGGACUUAUGUCAAACUGA
Sebastes umbrosus (honeycomb rockfish) is the source of this 3986-nucleotide messenger RNA. It is a transcript of the gene enpp5, whose product is annotated as ectonucleotide pyrophosphatase/phosphodiesterase 5. NCBI's taxonomy places the organism in Eukaryota, Metazoa, Chordata, Actinopteri, Perciformes, Sebastidae. The transcript is spliced from 4 exons. The record is from RefSeq and is a predicted model, not a curated record. Bases 273 to 1739 code for a protein of 488 amino acids.